Limulus polyphemus (Atlantic horseshoe crab) is the source of this 759-nucleotide messenger RNA. Its product is annotated as neuropilin-1-like. The transcript has 3 exons. Bases 45 to 503 code for a protein of 152 amino acids. Gene Ontology annotation, cellular component: membrane. The record is from RefSeq and is a predicted model, not a curated record. NCBI's taxonomy places the organism in Eukaryota, Metazoa, Arthropoda, Merostomata, Xiphosura, Limulidae.
AUUUUUUUUUCUAAGGAUAUUACCUCCACUUGGAUACCUGGAAGAUGAAGGCAGGAUAUACAGCUCGAGUUAUUACUCCAACUUUUCAUCAGGCCUCUGAUCGAGUGUGUCUUCUGUUUUACUAUCAUUUGUGGGGUUCCACAUUGAGCACUCUCAAUGUCUACGUCCGACUCCGUAACAGGUUCAACGUCCUGGUUUGGAACAGGACAAAACACGUGCAUCCAGAAUGGCAGGAGGAAGAGCUCGCCUUUGACUUCAAGAAAGAGCCAGUCCAGUUUAUGUUUGAAGGCGUUAUCGGAGAACCAAACUUCAGUGACCUUGCUCUGGAUGAUGUCACCGUUUAUGAGUGUUCCAGUAACAAUAAUACAAAAGUGAUUGAAACCAGCAAAUUGGAUUUUAACAAAAUAAACCCAGAUCACACUCGGCCACAAACUACUGAUCAACAGAUCACACUCGGCUACAAACUACUGAUCAACAGAUCACACUCGGCCACAAACUACUGAUCAACAGGUCAUCCUCUGCCACAAACUACUGAUCAACAGAUCACCCUCGCCCACAAACUACUGAUCAACAGGUCAUCAUUAUAAGGUGUUAUAUACAAUAAUAAUGGAUGUAUUUUGAAUGAUUUUAUCCAUUUUUUUUCAUCUGGCAGAUGUUGCUCAGAACACAAACCACACUUCAUAUAGUUUUAACGGUGUUAUAUUGUGUUUCACAAACCACACUUUAUAUAGUUUUAACGGUGUUAUAUUGUGUUUCACA